Messenger RNA from Helianthus annuus (common sunflower), 1938 nucleotides. RefSeq lists its product as uncharacterized. The record is from RefSeq and is a predicted model, not a curated record. Bases 1 to 1938 code for a protein of 645 amino acids. The transcript is spliced from 2 exons. NCBI's taxonomy places the organism in Eukaryota, Viridiplantae, Streptophyta, Magnoliopsida, Asterales, Asteraceae.
AUGGCGAAGACCGACGAUGCUAGAGAUGAAAUUCGGUCUUUUCGCCAACUUUCGAGGGAACCGUUACAUGAAGCAUUCACUCGAUUCAAGGAAUUGAUCCGGAAGUGCCUACAUCAUCAAAUCGAAAGGUGGGAGUUGGUUAAAUGCUUCGUGGGGGGUUUAGAUGAUGAGACGUGGAACCGCCUUGAAUCGGCCAGUAAUGGAACUCUAUUAAGCAAUCACGAGGAUGACGAUUGGGAGUUCCUAGAAAGAAUGAGUAAAAGGUCAAAAGCGAAAGAGUCAGCUGAUCGAGCCAAAAAGCACCCCACCUCAAGGUCUUGGCCCGAUCGUGAUGUGAAUUCUAAGGAUCGAAUUGAAACGUUAGAGCGGGAGUUGGCUUGCAUGAAGAAAAGAGAAGUGAAUGCGGUGCAAUACGCCGUAUGUGAGGAAUGCGGAGACAUCGGUCACCGGACCGAGAAUUGUCAAGCCACCGUGGAGGUGAAUCAAGUGUAUGGGGACCGAAGGCAAUAUGACAUGAACUCCAACACUUAUCACCUCGGGUUGAGGAACCAUCCUAACUUUAGGUAUGGUAAUUUCUCCAACCAAAUGAACCCGAAUUUCCAAUCGGGAAAUCAAGGUGGGUAUUCGCACCAAACUCGCCAAAGAGGUUACAACCAAGAUGGUCACGGGUCGACGAAUAAUCAAGGAGGUGGUGGUGAUUUGAAUGCAAAGAUAGAUGUAAUGCUUUCAAUGAUGCAAAAGUCCAAGAAAGAGAAUGAAAUUCGGGACAAAUCGCAUGAAGCAUUAGCAAAACAAGUGGGCCAACUUGCGGAGGAAAUGGCUCAAAUGAGGGGAAGCAUGGGAAAGCUCCCAGGUGACACUACAGUGAACCCGAAGCAUCAAGGUUCAAACACAAGCAACGUGAGGAAUGCUCGCGUUAACGCGGUAAGUAUUCUUUUAAAUGAUGAAGUUUGUAGUGUUGAAAGCAUUCCACCACCACAAUUAGUUGAUGGUGUAGUGGAAAAUAUAAAUGAUGAGCUGGAAAUUGAAAAGGAACAAGAAACGACUUCACAAAGUAAAAUUGAAAAUGUAACUAAAAAAUCUUUUUGUGAAAAUUGUUUAAAUCAACUUAACCCGAUUAAUGUAUCAAAAUUUGAAGAACGUUGCCCACCAAAGGACGAGAGGUGGGAAAAUUUUAAACAAGCAAAAAUUAAUUUACCAUUACUCGAUGACAUUAAAAAGGUUCCGGCUCAUGUGGAAUGCUUAAAGGAGUUAAGCAUCGAAAAACGGCACAACAAAUUACCCGAACCGGUUGAUUUGAUAUCUCAUGUUAGUGUCGUUCUAUCGAGUGCCCUUCCUCAAAAAGCUCAAGAUUCGGGAGACUCUCUUAUUACAAUUCAAAUUGGAACCUUCAAAAUUGAGAGGGUGCUCCUCGAUCUUGGAGCUUGUGUGAGCAUUUUACCCGGGAACUCCCACGCAUCCAAGGGGGUGGUGGAGGAUGUGACUGUUAAGGUGGAUGAUUGCUACUACCCAGUUGACUUUUUGGUAGUAGACUAUGUUGGGUGUGUUGAGGACACCCAACUGGUAGUUAUCUUGGGUAGACCGUUCUUGGCAACUGCUAAUGCCAUAAUAAAUUGUGCAACGGGAACGGUAAGCAUGAAGUUUGGGGUCCGGGAAUUAAAUUUAAAUUUUUUUCCAAAUUUCACUAACCCGCUCGGUGAGGAUAAGUUUCCUAAAAAGGACAUGAAUCCAAACAAAAAGGUGUGUGCUAUGGUUGGUAGGUUUGGAGAAAUAAGGAAGAAAAUGGUCAAGAAAAAGAAGGCGAAAAAGUCACCUCUAGAAAAGAAGAAGGAAGAGGAGGUGAGGAAGUUUAGACCGUUUGGCAACAAAUGGUAUGAAUCACCGGUGGGUGAUUUCGAGGAGUUUGUAGGCGGAAAGCAUGACAUUCGACCACCAUGA